AAGUAUACGGGCGCGUGGUCAGUAGCAGUUUCCUUAGCGGUCUCGAACACCCCUACUUUUUCCAAAACCUUUAUGUCCCUAACACAGAUUUGUCAGCGUUUGUGUGCACGUAGGUCAAGUCAUUUUUCCUAUAAAUAAGUGUACCUAAUUGAGUCAGCUGUUUCAAAUGACAAAGAAGUUUUCGGAGAAAGUUUCGAGGCGGUUAUCAGUGUAGGAUUUAUUAUAUGUUACUAUAUUUAUAAAAUGCUGACUUAACUAUUAACGAAACUAAAAUGAAUAGAGUCCGCUCAACGAUCCGCUCUACGUCUAUUCGCGCCGUCUUUACCCUUCGACUGCUCAACUAAAUCUGUCCUCGACGCUUCUUUCUCUACCUCCCCUUAAAGUUAAGCACUACCCAGGGUUUUUCCCAGGCAGGGGAACGUUGUUCUAGGCGGCCUCGCCGAGGCGCGCCUGGACAACAUCAGCCCCAGUGGCCAGGUCAUAAAUUAAACUAAACUAAAGCUACGUUACAAUAUCCUUAUACCUAUCCUAUAACUAACGCUCUCUCUCUUUCUCUCUCACGCACACGCACACAUUCCCACUCCUACAUCAGUAAAGGCCAGUCGAGCUCUGAGUUUCGGUUUGAGAAGACGUCCAAGCGAUAAAAUGUAUCCAAAAUCAAAGAGUGGAGAGUCCCAACGAUCAUCAAGACCGCGAAAGAGACAAUUUCACGGGAAUAGAUUUUCCGAUAAAGAAAAUAAAAAGGAGCAAAGUGCAAGUGCUAAGAAACUAAGUAGUGGGAGUAGCAGUGAUAUAAUUUGCAAUCCACUGCAUUAUUACAGAAUCGUGAACUUUAUAACUGUAUUUGGCGCGCUUGCAGAAAUGCUAAUUUGUGCUCAGUGCAAACAAAAAGUUAAAUUUGAAGAAUCCGGUAAUCGCGGUUUCGGUUUUAAACUAAAUGUUGUAUGCCACUGUGGCCGCAAAGAAAUCAAUUCGGGACCGUUAAUUAAUACCGGAUAUGAAAUAAAUCGGAGAAUUGUCUUCGUUAUGAGGUUGUUAGGCAUCAGCCGAGAAGGCAUAAACAUAUUCAGUGGACUUAUGGAUAUGGGUCAAGGUCUAAGCAUAAGUACAUACGAUCUGAUUGUGCGACAUAUACACGCAGCCACAAGUUCAGUGUUUAAUGCUUUAUCCAAGAAAGCCGCUGAAGAAGAAAAAAGAGAAAACAUAAAACAUGGAAGACCUUCUACAGAAUUUAAAGUAUCUGGCGAUGGAUCAUGGAAGAAACGUGGGUUUACGUCAUUAUACGGUGUUACAACAAUUAUUGGAUACUACACUGGCAAAGUAAUGGAUUUCGUCGUAAAGAGUGGCUACUGUCAGGCUUGUACGUUUUGGAGUAAUAAGAGAGAUACCGACGAAUAUAUUGAGUGGUAUGAACAACACGAGGAAGAGUGUUUCGCAAACCACUAUGGUUCAGCGGGUAAAAUGGAGGUCGAUAGUAUACAGGAAAUGUUUUUAAGGUCGGAGGAGAAAUUUGGAGUCAAAUAUCGGAAUUAUAUUGGAGACGGUGAUUCCAAAACGUACAAAGGUAUUUUAGAUUGCAAUCCAUAUGGCGAUGAUUACCCUGUAACAAAAAGUGAGUGCGUAGGACACGUGGAAAAACGGAUGAGCACACGGCUCAGAAAUUUAAAAAAAACAGAAAAGCUUGGUGGAAAAGGAAAAUUAACAGACAUUUUAAUUAAAAAGUUAACCACAUAUUAUGGACUAGCGAUAAGACGAAAUGUAGAUUCCGUGACCGAUAUGAGAAAAGCCAUAAUGGCAACAUUACACCAUCUAUGUUCCACAAAUGAAAAUCCAAAUCAUGACAAUUGUCCAAUCGGAGCCGACAGCUGGUGCGAGUGGCGGAAGGCUCAGGCGGCAGGUCAAGAAAAAUUGUUCGACCAUCCACCCCCACUUCACCCAGAUGUCGCUAAACACAUACGACCUAUUUACGAAGAACUUUCGAAGGAAGAUCUGCUAAUUCGAUGUUUAGGUGGCCAUACCCAGAAUUCGAACGAAAGUUUCAAUUCUACAGUCUGGCGCCUAGCACCGAAACAUUUAAAUUCAGGCCUAAAAAUGAUCGAAAUUGCCGCUUUCAUUGCUGCCAGCAUUUUUAAUGAAGGGUACUCGUCCAUCCUUCGAAUAAUGAACGCACUACAAAUAAACGUAGGACAACAAAGCAAAUUUUUUGCCGAUACGCACGACGCGCAACGAAUCUCGAGGCAGGAGCGCCGCAGAUCAAGCAGCACGAAGGAGGCUCGAACAGCUUGCACACUGGUUCAAAUGCAACAAAACGAAUUUCAUGAGGAAGCGGAAGGCUUGCUGUAUGGGCCUGGUAUAGCAGACUAACCUCUGAUUACAAUAAGAAUUGGAUAUGCUACAUUGUACACAAUCUGUUACUCUUCGUGGUGAAGUGCUUAUGAAGAUUAUGUAAAUACCAGGAAUAAAAAGUACUAAUUCC
This is a messenger RNA of Hylaeus volcanicus, 2476 nucleotides long. RefSeq lists its product as uncharacterized. The record is from RefSeq and is a predicted model, not a curated record. The coding region runs from base 646 to 2364 and encodes 572 amino acids. The transcript has 2 exons. NCBI's taxonomy places the organism in Eukaryota, Metazoa, Arthropoda, Insecta, Hymenoptera, Colletidae.